Molecule: messenger RNA, 1877 nt
Organism: Papaver somniferum (opium poppy)
Lineage: Eukaryota; Viridiplantae; Streptophyta; Magnoliopsida; Ranunculales; Papaveraceae
Product: probable aquaporin NIP5-1
Exons: 4
Coding region: 627-1523 (298 amino acids)
Biological process (GO): transmembrane transport
Cellular component (GO): membrane
Molecular function (GO): channel activity
Source: RefSeq, a predicted model, not a curated record
UAUCUCGCUCGCUCUCAUAGUCGUAUAUUCGUUGCGUACUAUAUAAGAAAUCACUCUUUCAUUCAUCAAUCUCAUUCUCAUUCCUCACCACCUACUACCAGUCCAUCACUCUUGUUUGUUUGUAGUCACCCAUUGUUCUAGCUGUUCAUCCAUCUCUUUCUUUGUCGAUCGAUAUUAAUCAUCCUCUUCAUCUUUUGCUGCAUGCGCUAGCUUCUUCAUUUUGGUUUUAAUUUCUUGUUCCCAUUGGUUCUUGCAUAUGUCUUUGGUGAAUUAGUUCUUGAAUUUAAGAUUCAUUGUUAAGACUGGAUCAGUCGAUCUUUCUUAUUCCUUAAAACUACCUUUAUAAAAGCUUUACAAGUAUGUAAUUGUUUUUCCAUUAAUUUUCUCUCGGAAUUUUUAUCAAAAAAGAAAGAAAAAGGUCUCUUGUUCUCUAGAUUCAUCGAGUCAUUAUAUUAUAAGAUUUAUCUUAAGUGAUUAGACUGGCGAGGUUUCAAUCUGUUACUUAGAAAUACAUUCAUAAAAGCCUUCCGAUCAUGUAAAUUAGUUCAGAGAUAUAUACCAAAAAAAUAAAACACACACAUACAAAAAAGUUUUCUACGUUUAUCCCCAUCAAUCAAUCCUCUAAAAUGCCAGAAUUCGAAACGAUUGGGAACGGUUCGCCAACGCCACCGGCGACCCCCGGAACUCCAACGCCAUUGAUGUCAUCUCUGAGAAUUGACUCAUUGUCGUACGAAAGGGAAAGGAAGUCCAUGCCGAGGUGCAAGUGUUUCCCAGUUGAAUCAUGGACUCCCAGUCAUACCUGUGUCACCGACUUUGCAACACCGGAUGUUUCUCUUGCCAGGAAGCUAGGAGCAGAGUUCGUAGGGACCUUCAUAUUGAUGUUUGCAGCCUCGGCCGGACCUAUCUUAAACCAGAAGUACGACCAUGCUGAGACACUCAUAGGGAACGCAGCUUGUGCUGGACUAGCAGUCAUGGUACUGAUAUUAUCCACUGGUCAUAUAUCAGGGGCACAUUUCAAUCCUUCCCUCACCAUCGCUUUCGCAACAUUCCGACAUUUCCCAUGGACUCAAGUUCCUGCUUACAUAUUAGCUCAAGUCUCUGCAUCAAUAUGCGCCUCUUUUGCCCUCAAGGGUGUUUUUCACCCCUACAUGUCUGGUGGAGUUACUAUCCCUUCUGACACUCUUGGUCAAGCCUUUGCUCUUGAGUUUAUUAUCACCUUCAUUCUCAUGUUUGUUGUCACUGCUGUUGCAACUGAUACUCGUGCGGUUGGAGAAUUGGCAGGAAUAGCAGUCGGGGCAACCGUCAUGAUGAACAUUCUAAUCUCAGGGCCUGCAAGUGGUGGAUCAAUGAAUCCUGUGAGGACACUGGGUCCAGCGGUAGCAUCAGGUAACUACAGAGCCAUAUGGGUGUAUAUGAUAGCGCCAACUUUGGGUGCACUUGCAGGCUCAGGCAUCUACACCCUCGUCAAGCUCAAAGAUGAAGAGAGCGACCCACCUCGCCCUGUCAGAAGCUUCCGUCGCUAGUUUAUCAGAUGGCUUUCAUUCUGACCGUCCAAAUAUGUGUUCUCCUAUGUACGUGUGUUUGUUUUUGUUUUCUAGUCUCGAAGAUUUAUAGCAUCUGCUACUGCUGCGAGCUAUGUGUGCAUUAUUAUUCUCCCUAUAGACGUGUGUGAUAGAGGUAAAAAUGGACAAAAAAAAAAGUAAAAAAAUUAAACAAAAAUUAAGCCUAUGUUCCAAGUCUCGGUAGUCAGUACUACUCCGAUGUAAUAAAUAAAAUAGAAAACAGCAGAUAUCAUGUGUGGAUUGUCUUGUGUUGUGUGGUUUCCCUAAAUAAAAAUGUUUGCAAGUGUAACUUUAAGUAUUCCGGAUUGUCAUGUA